AUGAGUUUAACAGAGAAAAACAAUGGACAAACAAUCCAAAUGACCUUUGGCCAGAAACAAAAGAUUACUUUAAAUGGAAACCCGACCACUGGAUAUAGUUGGAUGGUAAUUGAAUCUACUGGUGUUACUGCUGAUAUCGAUUACGUUCAAGACCCAUGUGAACCAGGCAUGUGUGGUGUCCCGGGUACUUAUACCAUCACUCUGACUGCCACUCAAAGAGGUGAAGGUCAAAUCGUUUUAGCUUAUAAGAGAGCUUGGGAAACUAAAGCCCCAGCUUCCAAAUUCUCUUUAAAAUUAUCGAUUCUUUAA
This is a messenger RNA of Entamoeba invadens IP1, 309 nucleotides long. RefSeq names its product Amoebiasin-1, putative. The record is from RefSeq and is a predicted model, not a curated record. NCBI's taxonomy places the organism in Eukaryota, Evosea, Mastigamoebida, Endamoebidae. The transcript has a single exon. The coding region runs from base 1 to 309 and encodes 102 amino acids.